Molecule: messenger RNA, 1557 nt
Organism: Symbiodinium natans
Lineage: Eukaryota; Dinophyceae; Suessiales; Symbiodiniaceae
Source: the annotation of a GenBank genome assembly
AUGGCGUCUCCGAUGUCCCCAAUUCUCGCAGUCCUGGCUUGGGCUCUGAUCGGGGCUCUUGCAGAGGAUCCCGCUGGCAAACUGCGAGGGUCAGGAGCAGUGGACGGUGGUCUGGAAUUCCCGGAUGUGAGUGGACUGCCAGACACGCCAGGGCCAUACCAAGAAGCGCCGAACAACACGGAAGCCGAGAAGCCCAAGCCAGCUAUGCUCGAUUGGCAAUCCAAAGUUCCCAAUGCCACCCAAGGCAGCCUGGGGAGCCUGAUUUCUUUGAAAGCUUGGCAAGAGCACCAAUUCUGCAAUCUUCACGGAACAGGCUUCUUCUGCAAUGGCGACACGCGGAUUCGCUGCUGCAAGCUGGAGGAUGGAUACACUAAGUGUGGCUCCACUGCCAAUGCCAGCGCCUGUGAUUCACAGAAGCAGCAGAAGUCUCAAUUGAAGACGGGUGCCGGUUGGUGGGGACCGUGGGGGCCUGGACCUAGUGGGCCUGGCGGCUGGCACAUUCAUACAGGCUGGCAUGUCAGCAGCUAUUGCCAGUCGCAUCACGUCGGCUCCUUUUGCCGCUCCCACCAUAUCAUCCACUGCUGCAAUGACUAUGGGCACUUCGUGGAAUGCAACAGCCAGUACCGUGACAGGGCUUUGGCUCACAUGCUGCAGCCGUACCGGGAUGUUUGGAUAGCGUGUUGUGUGACCUGGACAGUUCACACAAACUUUCUGACCUUCGGUGACCUUGUAAAGUAUUGUAAAGUGUGCAGCUCAAUCAUGCUCUUGGUGACCUUGCAGAAGGCAACGGGUCAUCCUAAUUCCCGCGCGGCAGAGGGAGUCAUCACCGUUGCUGCACGAUGCAUGGUAAAACUUCUCUCCGAUGAUAUUGCAGUGGCACCGCGACCCAGUAGCAGACUUGCUGUUGCCAUGGCGUCUCCGAUGUCCCCAAUUCUCGCAGUCCUGGCUUGGGCUCUGAUCGGGGCUCUUGCAGAGGAUCCCGCUGGCAAACUGCGAGGGUCAGGAGCAGUGGACGGUGGUCUGGAAUUCCCGGAUGUGAGUGGACUGCCAGACACGCCAGGGCCAUACCAAGAAGCGCCGAACAACACGGAAGCCGAGAAGCCCAAGCCAGCUAUGCUCGAUUGGCAAUCCAAAGUUCCCAAUGCCACCCAAGGCAGCCUGGGGAGCCUGAUUUCUUUGAAAGCUUGGCAAGAGCACCAAUUCUGCAAUCUUCACGGAACAGGCUUCUUCUGCAAUGGCGACACGCGGAUUCGCUGCUGCAAGCUGGAGGAUGGAUACACUAAGUGUGGCUCCACUGCCAAUGCCAGCGCCUGUGAUUCACAGAAGCAGCAGAAGUCUCAAUUGAAGACGGGUGCCGGUUGGUGGGGACCGUGGGGGCCUGGACCUAGUGGGCCUGGCGGCUGGCACAUUCAUACAGGCUGGCAUGUCAGCAGCUAUUGCCAGUCGCAUCACGUCGGCUCCUUUUGCCGCUCCCACCAUAUCAUCCACUGCUGCAAUGACUAUGGGCACUUCGUGGAAUGCAACAGCCAGUACCGUGACAGUGGCUACUACUGUUAG